UGGACUAUACUCUCUUAUCUGGCUGUCUCCAUAUCUUUCUGUUCUACACAUUCGUUCAUAUACCGUGCUUGGUAACGUCCCAGUUGUCCCAUGGUCGAACAAGGGACCAUCUCGGACCCUGUCCACGCCACCGUGAACGGACAUCUCACUUCGCCCACCGUGGAGCCGUCAACGUCUUUCACAUAUCUCUCACUACCGCUCGGCGAAGCUUUUCCACGUUCCUCAGGAUGAAGACCACAGAUAGAACAAAGAAAAAGCACCGGGUCAUCACGGAUACAUAAACACUUGGUCGCGCUUCUAUUGUUCGAUUUGGGUCUCACACAAGUCUCACAUACGGCACGGCUCGGCAACCGCACGCUCUACACCAUGUGCUACUACCGUCUAUACAUCUUCCUCGGCUGCGGCCACACCACCUUCUCCGCGCGACCCGUCCGCCCCUGCGCAGCUGCACGCUCGAAACGAAUAGCAGCAUCGCAGCACCAGCACACAGACACAGCGCAAGGAGUCCCUCCGAAUGCGCCUCCACAAGCCUACCAACCUACCUCACCGAUCGCAGCCACACAUGCCACAGGCAUAACCACAUUCCACACUCUCCACCCCAGCACUCCCCACCCGCACGCGGACAGCGCAAACAUCCCACAAGACCCCGUGACAUCACGACUCCCCGACACACCAACUCGAUCUGAAGAAUGCGCAGACGUCCUCACGCACCCUUUCCAGACCCUCAACAUCCAUACCUCGUGCGCGCUCUGCCUCCGCCAACGCGCCGCGCUGCUGCAGCAGCUCGAGGAAGAGACAGCAACAUCGGCAGUGCGCUUCGAGGACUGGCGCUGGAAGGUCAAGUACCUAUCUCCGACGCCCGAGGAGGCGCGGUACGCGGCCGAGUGGAAGAACGUGGGGAGCGUGAUGGGGAGUUGGGUUAAGGAUUGGAAGGUCAAGGGGGAUGAGAUUUUGGGGGUGUUGAGGGAGACGGUUGGGGAGGGAGAGGAGAGGAGGAGGGAUAGUGUGGGUAGUGGGUUAGGAUUGGGUUUGGGGAUCAAGGGUGUGUUGGGGACGGGGAGGAAGAAGGCGAGAGAGGUUUAGAGGUGGAGUCGGGAGUAGCUGAUGCUGCUGGGGGGCGCAAGUGUAUGUGGGAAAUGUAAGGCAGAGAUAGGGAGCUGUAUAUGCCAUUGAUACAUAGCAAAGACUAGCAUUGGAAACGACGAUGGCGCACAAGUGAGCCGAGCCGCACGUGACAUCCCACGCCAA
Molecule: messenger RNA, 1248 nt
Organism: Paraphaeosphaeria sporulosa
Lineage: Eukaryota; Fungi; Ascomycota; Dothideomycetes; Pleosporales; Didymosphaeriaceae
Exons: 1
Coding region: 367-1083 (238 amino acids)
Source: RefSeq, a predicted model, not a curated record